GGUUAGUUGCUGGGUAACCGCGUCCGGGAGGAGCCGAUUCCAUUCUGCGAGGGCGCGGGGACCCACAACGUCGGGUGUCCCCAAAGAGCCCCUGAGACUGGGAAUUGAAGUGAAAGAGAAUCCAGAUUUCCCGUGCAUGAUUGAGGGGACGGACAAACUUCUUGUCCUCAGGCGGGGGAGCGUUUUGUAGGCGCUCCAAGUGUUGAGGUGCUUCCUGCUUCUUCGAAGAUGCCCCACAAACCACCGCCUCGUAGGCAGAGCGUUAAUGUGGGCAGAGGAACCAGGAAGAGAGAUGAAGAUUCAGGGACUGAAGUAGGGGAAGGGACAGAUGAAUGGGCCCAGUCCAAAGCCACAGUUAGACCCCCUGACCAGCUGGAUUUGACUGAUGCAGAGCUAAAGGAGGAGUUCACCCGGAUUCUGACAGCCAACAACCCACAUGCACCCCAGAACAUCGUCAGGUACAGCUUCAAAGAAGGCACAUAUAAGCUAAUCGGCUUUGUGGACCAACUGGCAGUUCACUUCAGCCAAGUCGGAAACCUGAUCCCCAAAGAUUCGGAUGAAGGAAGGCGACAGCACUACCUCCAUGAGUUAGCAGCAGGUUCUCAGGAGUCCGCCAAAGUGGUGAUUUCAGAAACAGAAAUCCUUGAAGAAGAAGAAGAGCCCAAGGAAGCUGAAGCUGGGAGUCAAACAGAUGUGCCUGCCGCUGAGGCACCUGAGAAAAUGGCCGAAGAAGAAUCGAUGACUCCUAAGCAGCCCAAGGAACGAAAGGUCACCAACAAGUUCAACUUCAGUGAGAGGGCCUCACAGACCUUCAACAACCCCCUCCGGGACCGAGAAUGCCAGAUGGAGCCUCCUCCCAGGACAAACUUUUCAGCCACAGCCAAUCAGUGGGAGAUCUAUGAUGCCUACAUAGAAGAGCUUGAGAAGCAGGAAAAGACUAAAGAGAAGGAGAAGACAAAGACCCCAGUGGCUAAAAAAGUGGGAAAGAUGGAGAUGAGGAAGAUGACAUCUAUGGAGUCCCAGAGUGAUGACAUCACCAAAGUGACCCAAGCUGCUAAAAUCGUGGAGCGGAUGGUCAACCAGAACACAUACGAUGAUGUUGCUCAAGAUUUUAAGUACUACGAGGAUGCCGCUGACGCAUACCGGGACCAGGAGGGUACGCUGCUGCCUCUCUGGAAGUUCCAAAAUGACAAAGCCAAGCGCCUGGCCGUCACCGCCCUCUGCUGGAAUCCAAAGUACAAUGAUCUGUUUGCAGUGGGACAUGGCUCCUAUGACUUCAUGAAGCAGAGCCGGGGCAUGCUGCUGUUCUACAGCAUGAAGAACCCCAGCUUCCCUGAAUACAUCUUCAGCAGUGAGAGCGGCAUCCUGUGUCUGGACGUGCACGUGGACCACCCCUACCUAGUGGUGGUGGGCCAUUACGACGGCAACGUGGCCAUUUACAACCUCAAGAAGCCCCACUCCCAGCCCUCCUUCCGCAGCUCAGCCAAGUCUGGCAAGCACACAGAACCCGUGUGGCAGGUCAAGUGGCAGAAGGAUGACAUGGACCACAACCUUAACUUCUUCUCUGUAUCAUCUGAUGGCAGGAUCGUGUCUUGGACGCUCGUGAAGAGCGAGCUGGUUCACACAGAUGUCAUCAAGCUGAAGGUGGAGAACAGCACGACCGAGGGUCUCGAGGGCUUGCAGAUACACACAGUGGGCUGUGGCACUGCCUUUGACUUCCACAAAGAGAUCGACUACCUGUUCCUAGUGGGCACAGAGGAGGGGAAAAUCUACAAGUGCUCCAAAUCCUACUCCAGCCAUUUCCUCAGCACCUAUGACGCCCACAGCAUGGCAGUGGAUGCUGUGUCCUGGAACCCCUACCACACCAAGGUCUUCAUGUCCUGCAGCUCCGACUGGACCGUGAAGAUCUGGGACCACACCAUCCAGACCCCGAUGUUCAUCUAUGACCUAAAUUCAGCCGUGGGCGACGUGGCCUGGGCCCCAUACUCUUCCACUGUGUUUGCAGCAGUCACCACCAAUGGGAAGACCCACGUGUUUGACUUGUCCAUCAACAAGUACGAGGCCAUAUGCAACCAGCCUGUGGUGGCCCAAAAGAAGAACAAGCUCACCCACGUGCAGUUCAACCCCAUCCACCCCAUCAUCAUUGUGGGCGAUGAUCGUGGGCACGUCACCUGCCUCAAGCUCUCACCCAAUUUGCGCAAGAUGCCGAAGGAAAAGAAGGGCCAGGAAGUGCAGAAGGGUCCAGCUGUGGAGAUCGCAAAACUGGACAAACUGCUGAACCUGGUGAGGGAAGUAAAACCCAAGACCUGAGGGCCUGGCCCCAGGGCCUGGCCCAUGUCUUGAACCCCAUACUUGUAGCACCUGACCCUGGUACCCCAGCCCAGUAUGUGUGUGACUGCACCCCUGAUCAGGUCCCAGCACCUGCCCUCACCACCCUGCUCCAGCCCUGGUCCCAGCACCUCACCCCAGGACUUGGCCCUCAACCACCAUUACCCCCUCCUACUUUGCGCAAAUAAACUUGUGUCUGGAA
Messenger RNA from Physeter macrocephalus (sperm whale), 2530 nucleotides. It is a transcript of the gene DNAI1, whose product is annotated as dynein axonemal intermediate chain 1. Gene Ontology annotation, cellular component: outer dynein arm. The transcript has 20 exons. Gene Ontology annotation, biological process: cilium movement; outer dynein arm assembly. The record is from RefSeq and is a predicted model, not a curated record. Lineage: Eukaryota; Metazoa; Chordata; Mammalia; Artiodactyla; Physeteridae. Gene Ontology annotation, molecular function: dynein light chain binding; dynein heavy chain binding. The coding region runs from base 229 to 2310 and encodes 693 amino acids.